UUCAAUUCAUAGGGAUGGCUGGCUGACUGUUGAACACAACAAACUCAUUCACGUUAAGGGCCUCUCUCUGUCUCUGUCUCUCUCUCUCUCUGCAAAGAAAACCAUAUUGGUUUCAGGCCUUCCCUCUAAUGGAGAAUAAUCAACAACAACAACAACAGGCUCCAAUGAAAUCAAGAUUCAAGCGUAUCUGUGUUUUCUGCGGUAGCAGUCCUGGGAAGAACCCAAGCUACCAGCUUGCUGCUAUCCAACUUGGCAAACAACUGGUUGAAAGAAACAUUGACUUGGUUUAUGGAGGAGGAAGCAUUGGAUUGAUGGGUCAGGUCUCCCAAGCUGUCUAUGAUGGUGGUCGCCACGUGUUGGGAGUAAUUCCCAGGACUCUCAUGCCAAGAGAGAUCACAGGAGAGCCUGUGGGAGAAGUAAGAGCUGUAUCGGGCAUGCACCAACGCAAAGCAGAAAUGGCCCGCCAAGCUGAUGCAUUUAUUGCCUUACCAGGUGGUUAUGGAACCUUAGAAGAACUAUUGGAAGUCAUCACUUGGGCUCAGUUGGGAAUUCAUGAUAAACCAGUGGGGCUGUUGAACGUAGAUGGCUACUACAAUUCACUGCUAUCGUUCAUAGACAAGGCUGUGGAUGAAGGUUUCAUUGACCCUGCAGCCCGUCACAUUAUUGUCUCUGCCCAAACUGCCCAGGAACUCAUGUGCAAGCUAGAGGAAUAUAUUCCUAAGCAUUCUGGGCUAAGUUGGGAGAUGGAGCAACAACUGGAAUUCACUGCAAAGUCAGACAUUUCUCGUUGACAAGUUUCCCUUCAAUUAUAUUAUACAGGCCAUGAGUAUGUCGUGGAGGAUUUAUGACCCUUAGAUUACAGCAGAUUUCUUCUAAGAUACACACAAGCAAAGCAGUCUCCCCCCAACCCCAUAUGUAGAUGUGGAGCUCCAUUAGGAAAAGAAAAAAGAAAAAAGAAAAAAGGAAAAAGAAAAAAAAAGUGCCCACAACACAGUUGUUUUAAUUAGCUGUGGAUCAUCAUGCUUUGAAUUUCUUUUUUCUUCGGAAUUUUUGAUUUAAUUUGUCAAUUAGAAUCUGACCUGGAUCACAAUACCUGUGAUUUGAUUUCUAGUUCCUCAUGUCGGUGAUUUAUGAUAUUUUGUAUAUUUUAUUAAUUUAAUUUAUAUUAUAGUUUGAAGAGUUUA
This is a messenger RNA of Prunus dulcis (almond), 1184 nucleotides long. RefSeq names its product cytokinin riboside 5'-monophosphate phosphoribohydrolase LOG1-like. The record is from RefSeq and is a predicted model, not a curated record. The coding region runs from base 129 to 791 and encodes 220 amino acids. Gene Ontology annotation, molecular function: hydrolase activity, hydrolyzing N-glycosyl compounds. Gene Ontology annotation, cellular component: cytosol; nucleus. The transcript is spliced from 7 exons. Lineage: Eukaryota; Viridiplantae; Streptophyta; Magnoliopsida; Rosales; Rosaceae. Gene Ontology annotation, biological process: cytokinin biosynthetic process.